Camellia sinensis is the source of this 384-nucleotide messenger RNA. NCBI's taxonomy places the organism in Eukaryota, Viridiplantae, Streptophyta, Magnoliopsida, Ericales, Theaceae. The record is from RefSeq and is a predicted model, not a curated record.
AUGGACAAGCCAAACCAAAUUAGUGAAGCCACACAAGAGAGGAUGGGGGAUGAUGAUGCGUGGAAAGAAUUGCUCAAAACUCUCCCCAAAGUGAGACUUCCAAAUGGGAGAGACAUGUUUUUGUAUAAAGGGUAUUGGUAUCCAUGUAUGUUCAUUCACGACAUUCUCUCUUUUCAACAACAUUUCAAAGCACAAAAUUUUGAGAUAAUACUAGCCAGUCUCCCAAAAGCAGGCACAACAUGGUUAAAAGCACUUACAUUUGCUAUAGCCAACCGCAACAACUACUCUUUCAGCGAAAACCCAUUGCUCACUACCAACCCUCACGAUCUUGUCCCUUUCCUUGACAACGCUGUCUACGAAACAAAACCCAUUAUUCAAGCUUGA